This is a messenger RNA of Spinacia oleracea (spinach), 1040 nucleotides long. Its product is annotated as fasciclin-like arabinogalactan protein 9. The transcript has a single exon. Gene Ontology annotation, biological process: plant-type secondary cell wall biogenesis. Bases 116 to 880 code for a protein of 254 amino acids. Lineage: Eukaryota; Viridiplantae; Streptophyta; Magnoliopsida; Caryophyllales; Amaranthaceae. Gene Ontology annotation, cellular component: plasma membrane. The record is from RefSeq and is a predicted model, not a curated record.
CUCUACAAAAAUUUGGCCCAUAAAUCCAUCUUCUCAUUCACUCAGAAAACAAAGAAAGACAUUCUACAUUACCAAUUACCACACUAAAAUUAAAAUUUAAAAUUUAUAAUUUAAAAUGGCCUCCUCCCUUGGUCUCCCCCUUGUCGUCAUAGUAGCUGCAGCACUCGCCUGCAGCCAAUGUUUAGGUCAGUCCCCAACGGCCCCUGGUCCUGCACCAGCGGGCCCUGUAAACCUUACUGCUAUCCUAGAAAAGGCAGGGCAGUAUACAACAUUCAUGCGGCUUCUGACCUCUACCCAGGUAGGCAUCCAGAUAGCCAACCAGGUAAAUACCUCAACAGAAGGCAUGACAGUCUUUGCCCCUACCGACAACGCCUUCCAAAAUCUUAAACCAGGUACGCUCAAUGGUCUUUCAACCCAAGAACAAGUACAACUUAUCCUUUACCAUGUCCUCUCAAAGUUCAACAACUUUGAUAACUUUGAGACUAUCAGUAACCCAGUAAGAACCCAAGCCACAGGCCAAGAUGGUGAGGCUUUCUCGCUUACCAUUGUUUCCAUUGGUAACCGUCAGGUUAAUGUGUCAUCUGGUAUGGUCACUACACAGCUGAACAAUGCCUUGAGAGAAAACUUCCCUUUGGCUGUUUAUCAGGUGGACAAGGUGUUGUUGCCUCCAGCAUUGUUUGGAGCUAAGUCUCCUAAGAGUUCUCCAGCAACUUCUGCAACUAAACCUAAGACCGGUGACUCUAAGUCAGACCAAGCUCAAAGUCCAGCAACUCAUUCAGCUGAUACUGAAGCCCCUGCCAAUGGAGUCUAUGGUUUCAAAACUAUGGGAAUCGGAUUUCUUGCUAUGGUUGGAACUCUUACCACUGCCUUGCUUUUCUAAUUAAGGGUUUAAUAAUCAACUCUACUCUUGUUAAAUUGUUUGAUACGUCUACUUAUUAUUCUUUUUAUUUUUUAUUUUUUGUUUUUGUUUUUGUUUUUGAGUUGGAACAACGUUUCAUUUAUUCAUAUAUCAAUCUUUCAAAUUGACAAUGGUUGCUUUA